This is a messenger RNA of Phytophthora nicotianae INRA-310, 967 nucleotides long. RefSeq names its product tRNA pseudouridine(38-40) synthase. The coding region runs from base 11 to 895 and encodes 294 amino acids. NCBI's taxonomy places the organism in Eukaryota, Oomycota, Peronosporomycetes, Peronosporales, Peronosporaceae. The transcript has a single exon. The record is from RefSeq and is a predicted model, not a curated record. Gene Ontology annotation, molecular function: pseudouridine synthase activity; RNA binding. Gene Ontology annotation, biological process: tRNA pseudouridine synthesis.
CCAGCAACUCAUGAGUGGUGGUCGGAAGCUUCGCAUCCCACCCAGCGCCUUCCUCCGCGUGAACGCUAAUGGUCCGUGGAUUCGCCGUCGCUGUGUGGUGGAGUAUGACGGCGCUGACUUCUACGGGUCCCAGGCGCAAGACCAACCUGGUUCCAUGCGCACCGUGCAGGAGGUUAUCGAGGACGCGCUAAAUCGUACUACGGGCGAGAAGGAGCUGCCCAGACUGCGCUUCGCCUCGCGCACGGACAGUGGUGUACAUGCUUUGGGUCAGGUGAUGGUGUUUGUCAGUCAAUGCACUGAGUCGGACCGUGUCUUCCGCGAUGCUCUCAACACGCGCCUUCCUGAUGACGUUCUGUGUCGCAGGAUGGCUACAAUGACGGAGGCAGAGGCUGACUUCGACCCACGCGGCGACACCAAACGCAAACGUUACGAGUACGAGCUGAUCGCUGGUGGUCUGCGUCCUGUAGCUCAUCGUCGCAAUGUGUGGUACAUUCGCAAGCCUCUGGAUGUAGCCAAGAUGCAGCAAGCGAUCAAUCACUUGAUGGCGCCACCCACGACGAAAGACUUCUCGUCCUUCACGCCCCAGAAACCUGUGGACAAAGAGCGAGGCAACAUCUGCACAGUCUCAACGAUUGAGCUUCAUUCGGACAAUUUAAAUGACAGAGGAGACGCUCAGUACCAAGAAGAUGUAGCCAUGAGGAUACGUCUGGUCUUUGAGGGUAACAGGUUCAGGUACAAGAUGGUGCGGAUCUUGGUGGGUACCAUCGUCGAUGUUGGCUUGGGGAGACUGAAACCCGAUGACAUUCCAGUGAUCCUAGCAGCUAAGAAUCGAGGAAAAGCAGGACAGGGCGCACCAUCGCAAGGACUUACGUUGGUAUGGGUCAAAUACGACUAACUCGACAAUGUAUCCAUUUUGUUAGAAGGAAAGGUAUCCAGAACCUAGAAUUCAUACCACUUUUUGUUGGCG